AUGCAUCUCAAAAGGAUCCGUCCCGGUCACACCGGAACAUUCAUGGGUUUUCUGCCCGACGCGCACCGCAACCACAUGACUGCAUUCAUCUCCGAGCUUGCAGGAACCUUCUUGUUCCUUUUCUUUUCCUUUGCCAUUGCUCAAGUGGCCAACACGCCCCCUCCCACCGGUGAAGCCGCCAGGCCCAAUCUCCUGACGAUCUUCUUCAUUGCUCUUGGGUUCGGCUGCUCCGUGGCCAUCAAUGUUUGGCUGUUCUAUCGUGUGAGCGGAGGAAUGUUCAAUCCAGCAGUUGCUUUCACCCUGGUUCUCAUCGGAGCCGUGCCCAAGUCCAGGGGCGCGGUCGUCUUCGUGGCGCAAAUCCUCGGGGGGAUUGCAGCCGCAGGAGCAGUAUCGGCGACACUGCCUGGUCCCAUGGCCGUCAACGUCCGGCUCGGCGGUGGCUGUUCCAUUACUCGAGGGCUCUUUAUCGAAAUGUUCACCACCAUACAGUUGGUGUUCGCGGUCGUCAUGUUGGCGGCCGUCAAGUCCAAGGCCACCUUCCUUGCACCGCUUGGGAUUGGAAUUGCGCUCUUCAUCGGCCACAUGCUCAGCAUCUACUACACCGGCGCCGGAAUCAACCCUGCUCGAGCAUUCGGUCCGGACGUCGUCACCCACAGCUUCCCGGGCUACCACUGGAUCUACUGGCUCGGCCCGUUCUUGGGGUCGCUGGUCGCCGCGGGAUUCUUCUACCUCCUCGAGGCGUUCGACUGGACCACGGCCAACCCAGGCCAGGACUUUGACGACCUCGAGGUGCAGAUGAUGACGCCCUCCAAGAAGACGUCCAGGCCGAACAUUGCGCUCGCCCCCUCGAGAAGCGCCGCCGGGAACGACUUCAACUCGAUGAGCAUGUCUUCGGACAAACACACCUUGACGGACGGCGCCGUGACUCACGAUUCACAUCCGUUGCCCGUCUCGCCGGGCGCCAAAGAGGAACAGACCGUCUGA
This is a messenger RNA of Exophiala spinifera, 984 nucleotides long. RefSeq lists its product as uncharacterized. NCBI's taxonomy places the organism in Eukaryota, Fungi, Ascomycota, Eurotiomycetes, Chaetothyriales, Herpotrichiellaceae. Gene Ontology annotation, molecular function: water channel activity. Gene Ontology annotation, biological process: transmembrane transport. Gene Ontology annotation, cellular component: plasma membrane. Bases 1 to 984 code for a protein of 327 amino acids. The record is from RefSeq and is a predicted model, not a curated record. The transcript is spliced from 3 exons.